UUCCCUUUCCUUUUUUUGUGAAUGAAAAAAGGAGGUCGUGAGCGGUCCCCGGGACUGCAGCGCUAGGCGUCUUCGCGGCCGCGCCUUCGGAGCGGGCCGGGCGCGUAGCGGCGGCGGCCUCGCCCCUCUCCUCAACUGCGCGUCGCUUCCAGCCUCCGCAGCCAGAGGACCCGCGGCGGCGGCGCGGCCCAGCCGCCCGAGGUCUGAGCGGCCGCGCACAGCCCACUCCGGCGUGCCUCCAUGACAUUGGGCGCCCGGGGCGCGGGGAGAUGCUGAUCCGGAAGAGGCAAUGGCUGCAGUGCCGCGCGCGCGGCCGCUCCCGGCCCGCCGUCCGGCCUGGGCUGCUCUGUCAGAGUUUCUGAUCUAGCGCGACCCGGGCCCGGAGCCUGUAGCAGCAGCAGCAGCAGCAGCAGCAGCAGCAGCAGCAGCAGCAGCGCGGCGGCGCCGGCAUCGUCCUAACUUGCACGCGCGGAGUGACCCCCAGACAUUUCACUAAAAUGAGCGUGCUUAGCAGGAAGAGAUGUGUUCCUUACACUAGAAAUUACCCCGUCACAUGUAGUGGUGUCCCAAUUAAUGGAUUCUGACAUGGAUUAUGAAAGGCCAAACGUAGAGACCAUCAAGUGCGUUGUGGUGGGAGACAACGCGGUGGGCAAGACCAGACUCAUCUGUGCCCGGGCCUGCAAUGCCACGCUCACCCAGUACCAGCUGCUUGCCACCCAUGUGCCCACGGUUUGGGCCAUCGACCAGUAUCGGGUGUGCCAGGAGGUGCUGGAACGCUCCAGAGAUGUGGUAGAUGAUGUCAGCGUCUCCCUCCGCCUCUGGGACACCUUUGGAGACCACCACAAAGACCGCCGCUUUGCUUAUGGGAGAUCCGAUGUGGUGGUUCUGUGCUUCUCCAUUGCCAACCCCAAUUCCCUCCACCAUGUCAAGACCAUGUGGUACCCAGAAAUCAAGCACUUCUGCCCCCGAGCACCUGUCAUCUUGGUGGGCUGCCAGCUGGACCUGCGCUAUGCUGACCUGGAGGCCGUCAAUAGGGCCAGGCGACCCUUGGCUAGGCCCAUCAAGCCCAAUGAGAUCCUUCCCCCAGAGAAGGGUCGGGAGGUAGCCAAGGAGCUGGGCAUCCCCUACUACGAGACCAGCGUGGUGGCCCAGUUCGGCAUCAAGGACGUCUUUGACAACGCCAUCCGCGCCGCACUCAUCUCCCGCCGGCACCUGCAGUUCUGGAAAUCCCACCUCCGCAAUGUGCAGCGGCCUCUGCUGCAGGCGCCCUUCUUGCCUCCCAAGCCGCCUCCCCCCAUCAUCGUGGUGCCAGAUCCCCCCUCCAGCAGCGAGGAGUGCCCCGCCCACCUCCUGGAGGACCCGCUGUGCGCGGAUGUCAUACUGGUGCUGCAGGAGCGGGUGCGCAUCUUUGCCCACAAGAUCUACCUCUCCACCUCCUCCUCCAAGUUCUACGACCUGUUCCUCAUGGACCUGAGUGAGGGGGAGCUGGGGGGCCCCUCGGGGCCAGGGGGCCCCCGCCCAGAGGACCACCGGGGUCACCCUGAUCACCACUACCACCAUCACCACCACCACCACCAUGGCCGGGACUUUCUGCUUCGGGCGGCCAGCUUUGACGUAUGCGAGAGCGUGGAGGAGGGCGGGGGCUCGGGUCCUGCUGGGCUCCGCGCCUCAACCAGCGAUGGGAUCUUGCGGGGCAAUGGAACAGGGUAUCUGCCAGGGAGGGGUCGAGUACUGUCUUCCUGGAGCCGAGCUUUUGUGAGCAUCCAGGAGGAGAUGGCUGAAGAUCCUCUGACCUACAAAUCCCGGCUGAUGGUGGUGGUAAAAAUGGACAACUCCAUCCAGCCGGGGCCCUUCCGGGCUGUUCUCAAGUACCUGUACACCGGGGAGCUGGAUGAGAACGAGCGGGACCUCAUGCACAUCGCCCACAUUGCUGAACUGCUUGAGGUCUUUGAUUUACGCAUGAUGGUGGCCAACAUUCUCAACAAUGAGGCCUUCAUGAACCAAGAGAUCACUAAGGCCUUCCAUGUCCGUCGGACCAACCGGGUUAAGGAGUGCUUGGCAAAGGGCACCUUCUCAGAUGUGACUUUCAUCCUGGAUGAUGGCACCAUCAGCGCCCAUAAGCCCCUGUUGAUUUCCAGCUGUGACUGGAUGGCUGCCAUGUUUGGGGGGCCAUUUGUGGAGAGUUCCACCCGGGAGGUGGUGUUUCCUUACACGAGCAAGAGCUGCAUGAGGGCAGUGCUGGAAUACCUCUACACGGGCAUGUUCACCUCCAGUCCCGACCUGGACGACAUGAAGCUCAUCAUCUUGGCCAACCGCCUCUGCCUGCCACACUUGGUUGCCCUCACAGAGCAGUACACAGUGACCGGGCUGAUGGAAGCAACUCAGAUGAUGGUGGACAUUGAUGGAGAUGUCCUUGUGUUCCUCGAACUGGCUCAGUUCCACUGUGCGUACCAGUUGGCCGACUGGUGUCUUCACCACAUCUGCACCAAUUACAACAACGUGUGCCGCAAGUUCCCGCGAGACAUGAAGGCCAUGUCCCCAGAAAACCAGGAGUAUUUUGAGAAGCACCGGUGGCCGCCUGUCUGGUACCUAAAGGAAGAAGAUCACUACCAGCGGGCACGGAAGGAACGUGAGAAGGAGGACUAUCUCCACCUGAAACGGCAGCCCAAGCGGCGGUGGCUGUUCUGGAACAGUCCGUCCUCACCGUCCUCUUCUGCGGCCUCCUCGUCGUCCCCAUCUUCCUCCUCGGCUGUGGUCUGAGACGCUGCCACCCUCUCCUGAUCCCGCUGCUGUUCUCCCCACUCGCCUUCGCCCCUCUGCUCUUCUGCAUCGCCCCCUCCACCUCCCAGGGACAAGGGGACCCGCGUAACCAGGACCCUAAGGGCAGGGCUGUUCUCACCAGCCAACACAGCUCAGCAAGAGAGGAGGGGGGCCUUAUGGAUCAGGACAGGGACCCCUGCCGGGGUCCCCAGUUCCAAAGCAGGGCAGGAGGCG
Molecule: messenger RNA, 2994 nt
Organism: Prionailurus viverrinus (fishing cat)
Lineage: Eukaryota; Metazoa; Chordata; Mammalia; Carnivora; Felidae
Gene: RHOBTB2
Product: Rho related BTB domain containing 2
Exons: 10
Coding region: 574-2760 (728 amino acids)
Biological process (GO): small GTPase-mediated signal transduction
Molecular function (GO): GTPase activity; protein binding; GTP binding
Source: RefSeq, a predicted model, not a curated record